This is a messenger RNA of Bathycoccus prasinos, 393 nucleotides long. Its product is annotated as endoribonuclease L-PSP. The record is from RefSeq and is a predicted model, not a curated record. The transcript has a single exon. NCBI's taxonomy places the organism in Eukaryota, Viridiplantae, Chlorophyta, Mamiellophyceae, Mamiellales, Bathycoccaceae. The coding region runs from base 1 to 393 and encodes 130 amino acids.
AUGAGAAAUGUUACGACACAAUCGAACGCAAACAUCCAGCGACUCGGCCCGGAAGAUCCACGGUUGUCGCAGAUUGUCAUUCACAACAACACGGUGUAUUUAAGCGGUCAAGUUGGGAGCGGAGGUGCCGAUAUCAAAGCGCAAACGAAAGAAACGUGCGAUAAAAUCGACCAGUUGUUAUCGCUCGCCGGGACGGAUAAGACGAACUUGUUGCAAUGCAUGAUUUGGGUGAAAGAUAUCAAGAACGACUACGCGGGGAUGAACGAGGUAUACAACGAGUGGAUCAAAGAUGGGAAACCGGUGCGAGCGUGCGUGGAGAGUAACAUGGUGUAUAAACAGGAAGGCGUGCAACUGUUAGUGGAGAUACAAGCGACUGCCGCUCUGCCUCAAUGA